UAAUUUCCCAAACAGCUGCUAGCAAAACUUGUUUGUUGACGUUUUUUGUGAUUACCUCAUUCUGCUAACUUUUCAGUUUUCAAGUCUUACAACGUAAAAGUUGAAAAAUUUUUUUCAUCAAUUGGGUUAAUAGCUAGGCGGAAGGAAAAACCUCUUCGCAGUGGCUUUAUUUACCCGUGUAAAUUUUUUGUUAUCUAAAUUUUAAGGAAGGAAAGUGAAAAAGCAAGCAUUUGUGUCGGCAAGUGGACUAUUGUUUGAUUGUACUUUGACCACUCGAGGAACUGUGACGUGAGGAGAAACUAUGAAUGUACGAGUGACCAAGUACACGAAAUAAAACAAAGCAGCAGCGCCCCAUUGGACUGACGCGUGUGAAAAAGCAUUGAAGCAAGAGGAUUAGUGUGAAGGAUACAAAAAACGAAUUUUCUGGCGUUUGUACGAGGGAUAAAAAGGAGUUGCAGGAGCAAGGAGUGAAGAAAAGGCUCUUUGAAAACCGCUCAAAACAGUUCAAAUCAAGCGACUACAGUCAGCCAGUUAAACUAAGCGGGGUCCAACAUGGAAUUCAUUGAGCCCACAGCUGUCAUCUCGGCAAGUAUUAAUGCAGUGGAUGGCGUAAUAGCGAACGGCAGUGAAAAAUUGCCAGCAGCCACAUCGAAACCAAUGUUAGAUACUGGCGAUUUGAAACGUUUUGUAGCACCCCCGUCUCCACCGGCCACGCCCAAUUCGAUACCGUCUUCUUCGGUUGCAUCCUUAGCUUCGUCGGCUGAAUUCGGCACAUCACUGCGUGAUCAACGUAUGAUGGAUGACACGACUGACACGGCGGGAGAUGACGCGCCACCAGCAUUGUUGCCUAUUUACGCAGAACUCUUGGAACAGUGCGUUGAGCACGCCGAUUACUUUAGAGACGAUCCCUCUGAGCGUGGACAGCGCUUGUAUGCUGCGUUCGUCGCUUGGCAGGAUUUCAUACGUUUAGCAAAUAAGCUAGUAUUACAAAUUGAUGCCUUCGCUUACAAGUAUGACUUUGACGAACAUACUCCCGGCAAUGGUUAUCGCAGUUUUAUAUCUGUCACCAACUCCUGCAUCACUUAUGGUCAAGGCAUUUGCAAGAAUCUCCAAGCGACACGCGCUACAAUGUUCUUUCGCAAGAAAUACUUUAUGAAAGAGGUUGAGUCGUGCUCGCAGUUGCUCUCUUCGCUCUGCACAUGCUUGCAAUAUUUGCUCAUCAUGCAUGACUGGUCAUGUGAUUCGGGCGAUUUGUUCGCUAAUGGGGAACAUACCGCCGAGGAGCUGUUCGAAAUGGGCGACACCAUCAAUCAGUAUGCCUUCUACGGCCGCUGUCUUGGGUUUCAGUACGACAACUCAAUACGCGGUGUUCUGCGUUUCAUUGCGAUCGGCAUGGCCAGCUUUUCGGAGGUGUUCUAUGCAGAGGUCGAAGGUAAAAUACAAAAAACUACACGCGGCCUAUGGACGGGCAGCAAGUACUUUUUGAAUCCAGAACAAUGUGCGCGUCGCAUUGUUAACAUUUCGCAAAAUGCGAAAAUAGAUUUUUGCAAAGCAUUUUGGUUUCUCGCCGAGUCGGAGAUGAUGCACACUAUACCGACGAUCGUUGGCAGUUCGGUGAAAGUAAAUCGCGUAAUCGAGAUACCACCUGAGCCCUUGCAGUUGCCUCGCGUUAAUAAGUCACAAAAGCUACACCCUGUAACCGAUGUAAAUCAAAACGAUAACGUCGAACUGAUCGAUAUACCAUUGCCGUCUGCGCACAUUGGCCCUGGCAAUUCAGUGAAAGUGCGGUUGCUCAGUUUUUCGCGCCGUGAAGGCAUGAUCGGUGAGGGCAUGUUCUCAAGAAGUUGGCGCCGCUUGCCGGCACGUAGUCGCAGCGUACUGUUUCAUUGUCAUGGUGGUGGAUUUGUAGCGCAGUCGUCAAAAUCGCAUGAACUCUACUUGCGCGAUUGGGCUGCUGCGCUCGACGUGCCUAUUAUUUCGGUGGACUACAGUUUGGCGCCAGAAGCGCCUUUUCCGCGCGCACUCGAGGAGGUUUUUUACGCUUACUGUUGGAUGUUGCGAAAUACUGAGCAUUUAGGCACUACCGCUGAGCGCAUUGUGCUGGCUGGCGAUUCGGCAGGUGCCAAUCUUUGCAUAGGCGUGGCAUUGAAAUGCAUCGAGCAGGGUGUACGUGUACCGGAUGGCUUGUUUCUAGCAUACUGUCCAACUCUAAUCAGCUUCGUGCCGAGUCCGGCGCGUCUACUGUGCCUCAUGGAUCCGUUGUUGCCUUUCGGUUUUAUGAUGCGUUGCUUGCGCGCUUAUGCAUCACCGGGGAAAGAGCAGAUGCAAGAGAAUGUGAAGCAUACAUCCGAAAUGGCUGAUAUACGCGAGGCAACGCCAACACAAGAGCUGCACUUUACACUGCAAAUGGAAAAGGAGUGCAGUGCGGCAUCUAGUAGGCGCACUUCCGCGGCGAAGAGUCCAUUGUCCUCGGUGGCGGAGAAUUCCAAGUGGGACCAAAUGUUGAAAGAUGGCACAGCUUUGGAUAUGAAUGCCGUGGAAGCAGACGCUCAGACCGAGGAGAGCAGCGAUACUUUUGCCAGCGCCUCGUAUCAUAGUCAAACUGUAGAACGCACCGAUUUACCCUCCGCCGAAGAAGAUAACAGCCUUUGUGUCUCCUUCGAAGAUGACUCCCAACCAAUUGUACACUACCCCAUACAAAUUUCUGCGGAAAUUCAAAAAGACUCUGAUUCAGAGCAAUACAUUGAUCGAUUUCUGGAUAAAUAUCUCAUUGACACAAAUACGCAGGAGGCUAAGGAGCAGCUAGCCAAUGGCUUUACCACUGCAAAUGGCACAACACACGUCAAUAGUCUUACACCAAUAAUAGCGCUUACAGAAUCUGAAGAGAAUAUCAUCAUUGACACGGGAAAAGAAGUGAUUGCUUUCGAGACGCUGCAUUGCCGCUUUAAUAAUGCCUUCAAUGCGCUGACAACAACUUUCGAUCGUUACACCAAAUCGAGUGAGAUACGCAGCGAGGUGGAGAAUGGUGAGCGCAUACAGGAUUUGCGCAAUAUGGAUGCUUUGAUAGCGCGUAGCCCUAGUGUAGAGUUUGCCUUUCAAGUGCCAAAAGAUCCAUUCCUAUCGCCGUACUGGGCAAGCGAUGAGUGGCUUUCACAGCUGCCAACUACGAAGAUACUGACGCUUGAUAUGGACCCCUGUCUCGACGAUUGUGUGAUGUUUGCUCGUAAGUUAAAAAAAUUGGGGCGACCAGUGACGUUGGAGAUAUUGAAUGGUUUGCCACAUGGUUUCCUCAACUUUACAAUGUACUCAAGCGAGGCGCGCGAUGGAUCGAAGCGUUGCAUAAAAAGCCUCGAAGAACUGCUGUCAAUUCCGGCGGAUAUACCACUAAAUCCAGAUGCUAGCGGAAGUAAUUGAACGAGUGUAACGCGACAACAAUUACGUAAACUUUUUAUAAUGCAUACAUAUAUACACAUAAUGGCAUACUUUAUAGAUUAUUAAGGCGCAGUUUAAAGCAGCAUUAGAGGGCUUAUCCUUCAACAAUAAAAAUAAAUAUUUAGAGCUGGGUUUAUAAAAAAAAUAAUGGAGCGAUUUUUGUGUACGCAUAUUCAUAAAUAAUAACUGCACUCUUUAUAUAUGCGCAUGCGCAUGAUUAGAAAGGUUAGUCAUACGAAAUAAGCCCAAAAUAAUACCUAAAAUGUUAAAAAGGUUUAACACCAAUGCAUUCUUUACUAACAAAAAUAUGAUCGAAAAAGGAAAAUUAUAACAGUACAGUAAAAUGUACUAUGCGUAAAAAUAAUGCAGAUUGUGAUAGGUUAAGCUUUUUAUUAAAUUAGCUUUUUCUACUUUAUUUAAGUUUUACUAGCCACGCUUUCAUUUGAUAUUAUUUUGCCACUAGAGCUUAGUGUAGUUAAAUUAUUUUUGUUUUGCUUUCAAAAGCGCCAAUACGAUGUACAUACAUAUGCUGAUCGUUAUGAUAUACAUCGUUAUUGUUCAACGAUAAAAUUUUAUCUAAAAAAAGUUGCAUUUUACUUUUAAAUUGUUAUUUAAUUUUUUAUACAAUUUAUUAUUUAUGCUUUCUUUGAACAUUUUCUGUAGAAAAGCACAUAGUUAUAUAUAUGUAUGUACACACAUAUAUAGCUAUUUUUUCUAGCUUUUUUAAGAAUAUUUUUAUUUUUAAGGCUCAAACCAUUGAAUAUCACAUUUUUGUAUACUUUUUAGCUUAUAUUUGCUUUUGUUGCAUUUAUUUCGAAAAAUUCUACUUUUCCUUAAGAUAUUAGUAAUCGGUAGUUUUGAUGCCAGUGAUUAGCUUAAUUUUGCGCUACGACACUUUUCCAUAAUAUAUUUUUUUCGUUAAUUUAUUUUAUAAAUCUUUCUCUAUUUAAAUCAUACUUUUACGCGUUUAGACAAUAUACACACUAAAGGUGUAUGGUAAACAAACAGUAUUUGCUGCAGCUCAACAACUGUACUACUGCGAGGGAAAUACAGGAUAAUGAAUUCGUAUACUUGCAAAAAAAAAAAGUUUAUAAAAUACAUUAAAGAGUUUAUGAAAUAAUAUAUACACAAUUAUAAAAGUCGCGCAAAAUUAUCAGUAUAUACAAGAAUCCUUUGUAUUUAUUAAUAUUUAUUUGUAAUUCGAAAUCAGAUUUUAUUUCUUAAAUAGAAACUCUAAAUUAAUUUCUGGGUGAAAUAGGCAGGAGCGGAGCGGAGUUAUCCAAAGAAAAUUAAAAUGUUGAAUAAACUAACGGCAAAAUUCAUAAAGCACUGAACUGAUUUAUAAUCGAAAAAUUCUAUUAGAAAGUUACUUUAUAAAGCUUUUAAUCUUAUUUCUGUGGCAUUUUGAUAACACAACUUAUCUCUUGGUUUGUAAAACAAUAUUUUAAUGAUUAACUAGUGUUGUUUUUUGAAGGGAAACGUAUUAUUUUUUAAUCCUAAGUCAAGCCCUCUAAAGUUACUUAAGGUGUUUUAUCAAAAUGCUACAGAAUUUAUUUUUUAUGAAUUACGUAAUCAGUAUAAAAGGAAGUGAAAUUUUAUUAAUUAAUAUAAUUAUAAUUAUGAAAUGAUUGAUUAAAAAUCCUAAACUGAUUUCAAAUCU
Rhagoletis zephyria (snowberry fruit fly) is the source of this 5092-nucleotide messenger RNA. RefSeq names its product hormone-sensitive lipase (gene Hsl). Gene Ontology annotation, molecular function: sterol ester esterase activity; triacylglycerol lipase activity. NCBI's taxonomy places the organism in Eukaryota, Metazoa, Arthropoda, Insecta, Diptera, Tephritidae. The record is from RefSeq and is a predicted model, not a curated record. Gene Ontology annotation, biological process: triglyceride catabolic process; cholesterol metabolic process. Gene Ontology annotation, cellular component: cytosol.